This is a messenger RNA of Rosa rugosa (rugosa rose), 789 nucleotides long. RefSeq lists its product as uncharacterized. The coding region runs from base 1 to 789 and encodes 262 amino acids. Gene Ontology annotation, molecular function: protein dimerization activity. NCBI's taxonomy places the organism in Eukaryota, Viridiplantae, Streptophyta, Magnoliopsida, Rosales, Rosaceae. The record is from RefSeq and is a predicted model, not a curated record. The transcript has 2 exons.
AUGGUGAUUUGGUAUGAAAUUUUGUUUGCUUUUAAUAGGGUUAGCAAAGUGCUGCAGUCUCAUGAUAUGCAAAUUAGUGUUGCUAUAGCUGAAGUAAAAGAUGCAAUAAUUACUGCUAAAGAAAUUGCUGCUGCAUUAGAUGUUGAUCCUGUUUUUCCGGAAAAGCGUCAAAUUCAAAGAAAAAGAUUUUUUGAUGAAAGCGGCAAUGAGCCAUCUCCAUCAUCUUCAAGUGAGGAAUCUUUUAGACUACAUUAUUUCUUAUAUAUUAUAGAUCAAGCUAAGGGGUCAUUAAAUAGAAGGUUUGAACAAUACCAACGUUAUGAUGAUAUCUUUGGAUUUUUAUUCACUUCUGAAACUUUGAAUUCCUUGAAUGAUAAUGAUUUGAAAGCUGCUUGUAUUCAUCUUGAGACUGUUUUGAGAUAUGGAGAGAGUUCAGAUGUUGAUGGGGAAGACAUGUUUAGAGAGCUAAAACUCUUAAGGGAGAUAUUACCCAAACAGAAGAUGACAGCUAGUGAUAUAUUGAAUUUCUUACAUGAAAGGAAUACAUGCCCUGUUGUUAGACUUGCAUAUCGAAUAUUGUUAACUGUGCCUGUUACUGUUGCUUCAGCUGAGAGGAGUUUUUCCAAGUUAAAGUUAUUGAAGUCUUAUUUGCGAUCAACUAUGUCACAAGAAAGGCUAAAUGGACUUGCUUUGAUUUCGAUUGAGAAUGAAUAUCUUGGAAAAAUCAAUUGUGAUAAGCUAAUUGAUCAGUUUGCAGGGAAGAAGGCAAGGAGAUGGAUUUUCAAAUGA